AUGAUCUACGCUAUUAUAAUUCUUGUUGGAGUUCUCGUCCUCGUCGUAUGGAAGUACGUUUCGAAUAAAAAGCCAGAAGCGCUAACUAAAUUACACGGUGCUAAUCAAAGUGAACACAUUAAUGAACUACAAAUAAAAGGGAAUGUAACGUUGGAGGAACAAUUACAUUCAAUUAAUAACAAUUUAGAAGCAGUCGAUACUGUUUUAGGCAAAGAUUUAUGGGAAUGUAAGAAAUACGAUAAAACAAAAGCGAAGGUAAUAGAGGCACUCCCGAUAGAAACAGAUUCACUGAAUAAUUCUUUAUAUACUGAUAUCGGAGAAGAUAACAUUCGUCUUCGUAAACGUAUCAGAGAUAGCCCACCUAAGGAACGUUUCGCGGAGUUUUUAGAAAAAACUGUUUUAGACGAAAAUAAGUUACAAUCGAUUUUUGAGAAUCUAUCUCUAACAAAUUGUGAUUUUGAUAUACCGAACGUGAAUCACAACUUAAAUGAGAUAUCGAAGCAGGAGAAUAUUAUAAACCACAAAAAUGAAGAAUCUUUAAAGCCGUCUGAUAAAAUAGAGAGUACUGAUGAUGUUGUAUUGCAAAAGGAACAAUCAGAAGAGAUAAAACCCCCGUCACUUUUGUUAAGACGACUCGAAAAACAAACAGGUGUACCGGGGGGGCUUAACUUUGGCUCGGUUAUAGGAGAACUGAAAAGCAAGACUCGAAACGCAAGCAAUGGAGCUUUGAAGCCGGUUUUUAGAAAAUUCGACGUUGACGCAGUUGAUAAUAGUCAAAAUGAAACCCUAAACGCGGCGGUCGAUGACAAGAAGAAGGUGCAAAUAGAUGAAAACGAAUUGGGCUCCAACAUCCUCGCUGACCGACGAAACAAAUUAGAAACCGCAGCGCAGGGAUGGCGAAAACGAGUGCCUCAAAGCGAUGCGACCAUGUUCACCGUCGCUGGGCGGUUGGAGCGCGACAAGGUGGCGACGCCGCCUGUCACUCCACCUCCUCUGAACACUCCGCCUGCUUCUUCGCCCGCUAUUACGCCCGCUGUACCACCACCAAACAGAUUCAGAUCUCGCAAAGCCCCAACAUCCCCAACAAAUGGCUUCGCAUCUGGUCCUCUCAGAUCGGCCUCAUGCGCAGUUAUGAGCGCAGUCGUCGACGCAAAGCCAAAGGAAACGCCCAAGGUUGAUCGCGAAUCCUUCAAGCGAAGUCACUCUGUUAGCGAGAAUAUAAGCCGAGACGAGAAGGACGAGUUAUCUCCAGGCGCGGAAAAACCGGGUUGUCCCGUACGGGUGCCUCGAGCUGAUGACGAAACAUUCCACGCAUUCUUCGCGCCACUACAGCAGCAGGAGAAGCCAGCGGAACAACUUGAUGUAGACCUGGAUGCUAUCGAUAGUGCUUCUAGGCAACUCCUGUCAAGCGAAUACGCACGAAGAGCGAAGCGGGAACGUCGACACGUCGCGUCUCGGAAUCCCUUGAAGGCAUUGGCUGCUCGGACAGACCUCAGACAGGAAUAUAAGGCUUUAGGUUUGACAACAAGGGACGCAUUGUUUAAGGAGAAAGUUACCGCCAAUUGUGGCCUAGCAGCCGAAGCCUUAGCCGCGCUUGCCAGCAAGGAAGACUUCUCUAAUGUUGCACUUCGAAGUGCUUCAGCUACGAAUGUCCCCAGUCAGGGGACAAAGCCGCUAAUGUUAAUGCACGUUAAGGGUAGACGGCGCGUGCAGACGCGGUUGGUAGAACCAGUGCACACAAACGUGAAUCGAGGCGACUGCUUUCUACUUGUUACACCUGAUCAGCUGUUCCUCUACAUUGGCUUAUAUGCUAAUGUUAUUGAGAAGAACCGAAGCACCGAUAUAGCAAAUCACAUCUUGAACACAAAAGAUCUCGGUUGUAAAAACGCCAACGCUCUCAUCAAAAUAGACGAACAAACCAAGACCUAUACGAAUAAACAUUGGAACCAAUUUUGGUCUCUACUUGGUGUCACAGAUGGAAUUGAAGAGUACCAGCCAGCGGAGACAGGUCACGUGGAUGAAGACGAGAUAUACGAAUCCUGUAUCGUCCAAACGAACAUGUGCUAUGAGGUCAUAGACGAUGAGCUAGUGCCCAUCAAGGAGUACUGGGGCCAAGUGCCCAAAAUCUCCAUGUUAAACCAAUCCAAAGUGUUAGUCUUCGAUUUUGGCUCCGAAAUGUACAUCUGGUACGGUAAAAAUGUUCCACUAGAAAGCAGACGCCAAGCGGCACAGUUGGCUAAAGAACUAUUCGAAGACGGUUACAACUAUGAAGAAUGUCAUAUCAAUCCGUUGAACGCCGCCGAAUAUCAAGGCGCUAGAAAGGAUUCUAAAACGCAAACUAAAUCGUCGAAAUCUCGACCGGAAUGGGCGAUUAUGUCGAAAAUCACUCAACACAUGGAAACCAUACUCUUCAAAGAGAAAUUCCUCGACUGGCCGGACUUCAGCCGAGUAAUCAAAGUUAAGCCCGCGGAGAACAAAUCGAACGGCGCGGAGAUAACACCCUGCGAUGCAGAGGAAAUGUGGUCCAACGAGUACCAGGAUCCAGAUCUCAUUUUAGAAGGGUCCCACAUCGGUCGAGGAACACAUUACUACGACAAAGAGUCGAUGCGUCAUUACGAAAUCAAAACGCAGGCUGUAUGCAAAUGGCUCAUCCAGGAAUACGACUAUCAGAACGUUGAGAACGAGUGCGAUAUCGGCGAAUUUUACUCCGGAGACAGUUACAUCAUCAAGUGGGAUUAUCAGAUCACUGUUUCCGGCCGCGAGUUAAACGGGAAACCUUCGAAACACAAUCUGACCGGUCGUGAUAGAUGCGCCUAUUUCUGCUGGCAAGGAAAAGACGCGUCACCCAACGAGAAGGGGGCGGCCGCUUUAUUAACCGUGGAAUUAGAUAAGGGCAAAGGGCCACAAGUCCGAGUCGCACAAGGUACUGAACCUCCAGCCUUUCUGAACCUCUUCCAAGGCAACCUCGUCAUACAACAGGGUAAACGGGAGACAGACAAAAAUAAGUAUCGUCUCUUCGUUACAAGAGGAAAUUUAAUUAACGAAGCUUAUUUACUGCAAGUGCCCUGUUCUGUUAGACAAUUGAGGAGCCGGGGCUCGUUAGUCUUAGUUGAUACGGAGAAGGCUUUCGUGUAUGUGUGGCACGGUUCUAGAAGCUUGAAGCAUACGCGACAGGUAGCGGUGGAGUUAGCGAACAAAUUAGUGGCGCGCAAAUCUAAGAAUCUUUUUGGUGAAAAAUGUGGUGACGUUAAGGUGGUAGAGAUUAGGGAAGGCGAAGAGCCGAGGGAUGUUUUGGAGGCGCUGGGCGUUGCCAACAAGCAGUAUUACAACUCUGUCUUGAGCGCCGGUCGUGAGGCGGGUGAUGACGUCACACCGCGGAUGUUCCACUUCACGGAUUUGAGCGGCCAGUUCGAAGCUAGCGAAGUGUUAUCGCCUCUUCGUCACGAAAGCCUAAUUACCCCAUUCCCGUUCGAACAAAAGGAACUGUAUUCCGCCUCGCAACCUGGUUUGUUCCUAUUAGACGACGGAAAGAGUGUGUGGGUCUGGCAGGGGUGGUGGCCGCGGGGGGAGGACGGGGAGAUCGAACCCGUCGAGAGAAAUAACGGUGUUGGCGCAUUCGCGGGCCGAUGGAUGUCGUUACGAGCGGCUGCGCUACGCACAGCGGAAGCGUACUGGUCUGUUUCGCGGCGCACUCGACCCGAGGUACAAGUCGUACUGGCUGGACUCGAGCCUGACACCUUCACUGCGCUAUUUGACACCUGGGAGGAGCACGAUGAGGCCGCUGACGCUAAUAUCGCGCGCGGGUACAAGGCGGGCGAAGCGGUGAGCGCCAGCGUAGAGCUUUCUCGAGUUACCGCUAGCACGUGCGUGUUGCCCCUCGCGGCGCUACAACGGCGGCCUCUGCCCGACUUAGUCGACCCGCACCAUCUGGAGAGACACCUCUCCUCACCACAUUUCAUGGAGGCUUUCGGCAUGACCAAAGAAGAGUUUGCGUCGCUUCCCGCGUGGAAGCAGACCAACAUGAAGAAGGACUUGGGCCUAUUUUGA
Molecule: messenger RNA, 4047 nt
Organism: Leptosia nina
Lineage: Eukaryota; Metazoa; Arthropoda; Insecta; Lepidoptera; Pieridae
Source: the annotation of a GenBank genome assembly